This is a messenger RNA of Electrophorus electricus (electric eel), 2324 nucleotides long. RefSeq names its product C1q and TNF related 7 (gene c1qtnf7). The record is from RefSeq and is a predicted model, not a curated record. Gene Ontology annotation, molecular function: protein binding. NCBI's taxonomy places the organism in Eukaryota, Metazoa, Chordata, Actinopteri, Gymnotiformes, Gymnotidae.
UGUGUGUGUGUGUGUGUAUAUAAAAAAAAUUGUGUUCAAGUAAUGUUCAGAGAAGUACAUCUUAUAAAUGCUUCUGAACUGAGAAUUGUACUUUUUAAUUGCAUCCACAGAUUAGUCAAAAUGAAUUUGUUUCACAGUGCUGAUAACGAAUUAUUAACAGAGUUUGCUGUUUUAAAAAAACAAAAACAAACAAACAAAAACCCAAACUUUGCUGUAGUUGCGGUAAAAUUAGCUGUGAUUAUGUUUAUGAUGUUUAAGGGCAUAUCAGAGUCAUCAGAAGUGCAUGACUCCCACAGGAUUGUUAUGUUGCGUACACACAAACGGUCCCAGAAUUUACACUUAUGCAUUUCCUGUCGCAGGCGCCGAGUAGGUUGUCAAGACGCUGUGGUAUUUAACAUUUCACACUGUGCACAUCUCCAGUUGCCUGCCAGUCAUCUGUUCCAGCUGCCAAAUGUGUUUCCCUGGCUGUCAGGGAAACAGUGCGAGUCUCUCAUGUUCUGCAGUUCCAUGCUGAGUGCUUCUUUCAUUUGGGACUUACAGCCGGGACUCUGACUCAUCCGCUGUAAUCGCUGUAACGAAUGGAGCUCGGUGAGAAGAUGCGGGCGAUUAUGGGCGUGGUGUGUCUGUGUCAGUGCGUGAUUGGUCAGCUGCUGGAGGCCAGGGCGAAAGGAUCUGCACCUCGAUUUAUCUGCAGCGUUCCAGGGUUGCCAGGGAUGCCAGGGAAGCCAGGCCUUCCCGGGCCCCACGGGGCCGAGGGCUAUGUCGGCGUCCCGGGAAGAGAUGGCAGGGACGGUAGGAACGGGGAGAAAGGAGAGAAGGGGGAAGCAGGGAUAAAAGGGAGAGUGGGACCAACAGGUAAGACAGGGGAGCGCGGAGAAAGAGGCUCAACAGGCAAGCGAGGCCCAGAGGGUGACCCCGGAGACCCAGGGCCCUUGGGCCCCCCCGGAUCCCCAGGGAAGAGAGGAGCAAAGGGGCAGCGUGGCUCACGGGGCAUGCCUGGCGUGUGUCGCUGCGGAAGUCUGGUGCCCAAAUCGGCCUUCUCUGUGGGCAUCACCAGCAGCUACCCGGCUGAGAAAGCACCAAUCAAGUUCAACAAGGUCCUGCUCAACGAGGGUGGCCACUAUAACCCGCAGACAGGCAAAUUCAUAUGUGCUUACCCUGGCAUCUAUUACUUCUCCUACGACAUCACGCUGGCCAACAAGCACUUGGCCAUUAGCCUGGUGCACAACGGACAGUACCGGAUUAAGACUUAUGACGCCAACACUGGUAAUCACGAUGUCGCGUCUGGGUCAACGGUGAUGUUCCUCAACCCAGAGGACGAGGUGUGGCUGGAGAUCUUCUACAAGGACCAGAAUGGCUUGUUCUCUGACCCUGGCUGGGCAGACAGCCUCUUUUCAGGGUUUUUGCUCUAUGCAGACACUAAUUACCUGGACACACUUGCGGAGGACUACGCUUAGCAUCACUGGACCCAGACAAUAAAAGCAUGUCACUUAAACUACCAAAUGCAGCUUUCCUUUAGACUGUGACUAAAAGAGUACCGUGGACCAAAUUUUACGAUCAGCUCAAACCAGGACAGGACUUAAUCUGCAUCAGCAAGGCCAAAAAACUCACAUUGUGUGCUUCUCACCAUGUAUUUUAUUUUUGUAUAUUAUAUAGAGUAUGAAGAGUUAUUUUAUAUUUACCAGUGAAAGCAAUUAUAUUAGAAUAUUACAGGAGAGCAGAAUUGUCCUUUAGGAGGACUUUUUUAAAAUUAAUUAAUCAGACUUGUCACUUAAAUAUUUGUGACAUACAAAACCACUAUAAAUGCAGCACAGACUCAGAUAAACAUAAAAUCUUAAAGUCUAGGACCUGGGCUUGUAUAUAAGACUGAAAUUAAGUAAUUGCUAAGAAUUUAAAGUGGAUGCUGUCAGCCUUAAUUUGAAGGCAUGCACCCAUAGUUUUUAUUUGAUUUCAAACCGAAGCUGUUAGAAUAAAGAGAAUAAAAUGAUUUAUAAAAAAGGCCAUUGUCUAAAUAUUUACAGGUUUAUCUGUAUAAAUGAUAAUGUGACUGUAUAUUGUUUCAGUGUAUAAAUAUUGUUAAUCUUGUCAGGAUGAGUAAAUGAGAUUAAGUGGUAAUGUCAAAUUGUGUGCACUUAAGCAAAAUAUUUAUGAAUGAGAUUUUUUCUUGAAUUCCACAGGGCAGCAAAUAAACUACUCCAUUUGGCUAAAUAAGUACUCAUAGAAAAUCCACAUAUGGCAAUUUCCACUCUUACAUUUUAUUCCAGUAUACACUACAGUGUUCUUAUGUAUAUGUCCAUCUAAAAACUACAUUUCACCAAGCAACC